UGUUUCGUUACUGGAUGAUAUUAAUAUCACUUUAGUUUUGAAAUUACUUUCCAUUUUGUUCAGAAUGUUGACAAACAAAGCCGUUAAAACCACAGUUUACUAAACAUAAACACCGUUGCUUUGUACAUAUUGACAAAUGAUCAGGCCUUAGAUAUGAAUGACGGAAUAAUCCAGUUUCUGCUUCAUACAUUAACUUUGUUUGAUAUCAUUGCCAACUCUCAGCCGUCCACACCAGCUUUAAUGAGGCUAUCUAAGUCGGCAGAAUCUGAGGAGUAUGUCACUAUUCUACUUUACCAAUCUAGUGCGUUAAAAUUUUAUACAUGUAUGAACAGCUCAGAUACCUGCACUCUGUACUUAAGUCCAUCUGAAAAUACAACCUACAUAGCGAAUGCAGUGAAAUCAGAAUCCGCGUUUAAACAAUACUGCCCGGCCUAUGUGUGCAGAUUUAAACAACUGAUACAUUUUGAAAGUUUUAAUGGUAGUUCCUAUUGGCACAAAGUGCUAUGCGAACAGAAGAGCACCGACCAUGUAUGUACUUGUGGGAACACUUCAUUCCUAAUUGACUGGCAGAACCAAGAAGAAUAUUUUAGCAACAGAGACGAAAGAUUUGCGUUUGAAAACAAAACCUUCUGCUCACCAUAUAAAACAGCAGACGACAAUAACUUUGUUGUUGUUGGAAUUCUAGUAUUCGCAGCAUGUAUCGUAUCACUUGUACUCAUAGUGAUUUGUCUGGUUCGAUACAGAAACUACAUUGACGAUAUGAAACGGAAAGUGGUCCAGGAUAAUAGUAAAAAUAUUGAAAUUGUUGAGAGUGGGAAAGCAAGUCCUAACGAAUAUUCAGGAGCAGAAGUAAACAACGUCUACACGAGCCUGAGGGCGGAAGUGAAAAACUUUCAGCAUGACUACGAGUUGUUACCCUUAUCAAACGUUCAAAAAUCACAGAGCGUUGUGGGCGACUGUGUUCUGAAAUCGUCACUGAAUUCGGUAGACAUAACAGAAAGCAAAAGCACAAUACAGAUUACUCCCCUUACAUCUGGAACAACAGGAGUGUACUCGCUAGCCAAAGUUGUGUUACAUGAGUAAUAAUUCUGUGGGCUAUGGAUUCUUUAAUAAGUAAAAAUAAGAACAAGUAACCUAUUUUUUGGUGUAUGUACAGACCGCUACAUGUGGACUUUAUAGAUCAAGAAUGUCGUGAUAGUGUGUUUGUGUUGUGACUAGUAUGUGUAGUGUGUGUGUGACUGUGUAUGGACAAGCUAGUUGACCUUUAUUGUUGGUAUUUGGGUGAGUGAAUAGCUAAUAAAAUUACUAUUAUUAUAGCUUUUAUAUAGCGCUACUUUCAUGCUUAUAGCAUGCUCAGAGCGCUUUUGGUCCAAUCUCUUAUGUGGACCAGUUGGGGGGGGGGAAGGGGAUAUCUAGGAGUUGGUUUUCCUUGCUGCCUUUAGGCGCUCAGUAAACACAACUCUGCCCGAGUCGGGUGUCGAACCUCGAGCCCCCUUCUAGGUAGCCAAGCCAAGCCAAGUUCAAGCGCACUUGGCUUCUCGACGUAAGAUAUGACAGGCCAGCCUUGGAUAAUUGAAGGCACUAGCGUAGGUGAAGUGAAUUUGGUGGCCUCAAAUGAAAUGAAAAUAAAAAGAAAGAAAAAGUAUUCAAAACCUGGCUGUGUCUAUAUCUAAAUCUACAAAUAUCUCAAAUUCGUUUAUCGCUAUUUCUAUAUCAGAGACAGAGCUAGUCUAGUAAGCAUGGUGCUUUAAAGUUUAUUUUUAGUUUUGUACUAAAUGAAAUAGAAUAUCAGAGUAAUUAAGUGCAUUAUAAAUAUUUAUAAAGUCUUUUUUAGUGUGUAUUGUACAAGGUAUCUAAUAUAUCGUGUCAGAUGGACUGACUCCACCAGCCGCAACCGCUGGAAUUUAAUGGCAAAGUAGAUGGCUUUAUGAAAAGUAAAGGCAGUUGGUCGUUGUGCUGGCCACAUAACAGCGUUGUCAACCGUCGGCCACAGAAACAGAGACCUUUGCGUCAUCUGCCCUAAAUUUCGCAAGGUCUGAAAUGGAUACUCUAAUUUUUUUUAAAAAAUUCCUUUUUGCAUGAGAACAGACAUAAUGUUUAAAUAAAGUAAUGAGCGUAGCGGCAGAACUAUAGGAUAUUUUAUGUAGAGUAUUAAUACCCCUAUGGACGCCAAUUACGGUCCGCUACCCCUGUCAGACUCGCCACCUACCGUCAUCUCGGUACGCCACUGCCUGGCAACAACUCUAUCCACUACCUAUCGAGGAAAAAAAAAACACUACAUUAAGACAACAGUACUUAUGUGUCAACAGUUUGUCUAACAAGGAAGUAAUUUCUAUCAUGAAACACUUGAGCCAAAACAAUGCAAGUAUCGUCAUUUUGUUAUGCAUUGUCUACUGACUACAGAUGUAAUACGCUUGUUUAACAGCAUGUUAGGUCAACACGGAAGUCGUCGGGUUAACACACUGGCCUACUUCAGUUGUAUACAUAUUUAAUUGUAAAAAGUAAUCAUAAAUACUGUGUUCCCUUGACCUUUGUGUGAGAUGCUAUCUAAGACAUCCCACGAAAGUCAAAUUUAAUUUUAUCUACGUACACUAUAUUUUGUUACAAUGGAUAUCCACUAACACUUUAAACUCCUAAAUUAACACUUCCAUCUCCCUAUACAUCUUUCUAUUUUCUUUUAAAACACUCCUAUGCUCUGUAAGAAUUGACAAUAGUGUCAGACAGCAUUAUAAUGUCGUAUUACUGUAUAAAAAAUGAUAUGAAAAGUAAUUAGUAUAGGAUGAACAUUUUAGUGUUAGAAUUAAUAUUUGACUAUUAUCUCAUAGUUGAAAAAUAAAGUUUGUGACUGUAAUGCAAUAUUUAAAAUAAAAAUAAGAUAAGAUAUUUUUUAUUGAUCCUAUCAAAUGCAAACUCAGUUUGACUAUAAUUGACCACCUCAGCGUAACAACAGUAACAUUAACAAUAUAGAUGCAAAUACGAACAACAUUCACACACGAAACACAUACACACUCACAACCAGCGCUUUAUGAAUUAGACUUCAAUGUAUUCCUCGAUGACGACUGAUGACCUUGUAACACGAAAGUGGGAUGAAGGAGUUUUUAAAUCUUUCUGUUUUAGUCCUAAUGGAAAGAAAAGACCAGUUCAGAUCUGAUGUAACAUUGGUUUAAUGUCUUUGAAAAUCGUGUGUGACAAUUUAUGCAAUAUUUAUAAAAUAUCUACAUCCGGCGGCCUCGGGAAAACCUGUGGAGUUAAAAUCACUUAGCUAAAAACUUAGUUACUUCCUUAGUUAAUCACUUAGUUAGUCACUAAGCUAAUCACUUAGUUAAUCCCUUAGUUAGUCACUUAGUGAAUCACUUAGUUAAUCAUUGAGUUAAUUCCUUAGUUAAUCCCUUAGUUAGUCAUUAAGCUAAUCACUUAGUGAAUCACUUAGUUAAUCACUGAGUUAAUUCCUUAGUUAAUUCCUUAGUUAAUUCCUUAGUUAGUCACUUAGCUAAUCACUUAGUGAAUCACUUAGUUAAUCACUGAGUUAAUUCCUUAGUUAAUCCCUUAGUUAGUCACUUAGCUAAUCACUUAGCUAAUCACUUAUUUAAUAACUUACUUAAUCACUGAGUUUUAUUGUCUACAACUCUUUUUUCUUGGGGUGGGGAAAUGGAAAGGGUUUAGUAAAUAUCUGACAUCGCCAUUUAGUCAGAUGUUGGCUGCCCGCCGUUCACAUGCACCAUUAGAU
This is a messenger RNA of Biomphalaria glabrata, 3727 nucleotides long. RefSeq lists its product as uncharacterized. The coding region runs from base 154 to 1083 and encodes 309 amino acids. NCBI's taxonomy places the organism in Eukaryota, Metazoa, Mollusca, Gastropoda, Planorbidae. The transcript is spliced from 3 exons. The record is from RefSeq and is a predicted model, not a curated record.